Molecule: messenger RNA, 861 nt
Organism: Neoarthrinium moseri
Lineage: Eukaryota; Fungi; Ascomycota; Sordariomycetes; Amphisphaeriales; Apiosporaceae
Exons: 2
Coding region: 1-861 (286 amino acids)
Source: RefSeq, a predicted model, not a curated record
AUGAUGAACGAGAUGAAAGCUACUCAUGAUGCGAUGGCGAUAGAUGCCGCCACCACAGACCGACUUGUGCCCACUGUGAGUAAAUUCUUACGACUAUUUGCCGUCCGCGACGUGCAUAUGGGAGCGCUCAUGCUCAUGCCUGGAACGAACUCCUCGCACGACACGACCAACCAUGUCGCUGCUGCUGCUGACCCGAGCUCCGUCCCGGACCCGGCCUCGUCGGACCAAGAUGACAAGACAUGCGAGCUGCAGUCACAGCCUACCAAUACGAUCAAUGAGAACGAGAAGCAGAUGGUAGACACCGCCGAGCCAGUCGAGGGCAACACCAAGUUGCAUCAAGACAUGAUUUCCGAGAACAACGCCUUGAUUGACGAGAAUUGCGAACUCGAGGAGGAGGUUCUCCGUCUCCGGGAGACUGUGGGCAAGCUACAGAAGACGCUGGCGGAAACUCACACGUUCAAGAUGGCGUACGCGGCCGUCAUCCAGGCCACGCCCGAGAUCGAAGGGCGCCGUGGCGUCAUGGAGGCCCAUGGCUCGGCACAGAACACCAAAGAAGUGAUCGGUCUUCUUCUUCCAGACCCCGAGGUCCCAGUGUUCCGGGACGGUCUCAACCCCUUCGACGACAAGGCGAACGACAUCUGCAUCGGUUUGCUCGGUUCCUUUUCUCACGGGGGAGCUGGCCGCGUUGCACCAAGCGUGGCUCAGCAGGGUGAUGGCGGCGUUCCCGAGCAGAGUGCCCGUGACAGCCUCUAUGACGCGGCACGUCGUGACGCUGGACGACGCUUUCUUUGGGUACUUCUCAACAGCGCCCGCAUGGAAGCAAUGAAGAGAUUCUUUUACGCAAAGCAGGCCAGAGGCUGA